AUGUACAUCAACUCGCCUGGAGGAUCAGUCUCGUCAGGACUUGCAAUCUACGAUACAAUGACAUACAUCAAGUCGCCUGUCUCGACAGUAUGCCUCGGCGCCGCGUCUUCCAUGGCUGCGCUGCUCCUGACGGGAGGCGAGGCUGGCAAGCGUUACGCACUCCCUCACAGCUCCGUCAUGAUCCACCAGCCCCUCGGCGGCACCCAGGGCCAGGCGUCGGACAUCCUCAUCUACGCGAACCAGAUCCAGCGCAUCCGCAGACAAAUCAACGAGAUCAUGAGGCGCCACAUCAACCAGUCCUUUGAGCAUGAGAAGUUCAACCUGGAGGAGGUCAACGACAUGAUGGAGCGCGACAAGUACCUGACCGCCGAGGAGGCCAAGGAGAUUGGCGUGAUUGACGAGAUUCUGACGCGCAGGGAGGAGAAGGACAAGAAGGAGGAGGGGUCGGCGGAGGAGCAGAAGACGAAGCCAUAG
Colletotrichum chrysophilum is the source of this 474-nucleotide messenger RNA. RefSeq lists its product as uncharacterized. The transcript has 2 exons. Gene Ontology annotation, molecular function: ATP-dependent peptidase activity; ATPase binding; serine-type endopeptidase activity. NCBI's taxonomy places the organism in Eukaryota, Fungi, Ascomycota, Sordariomycetes, Glomerellales, Glomerellaceae. The coding region runs from base 1 to 474 and encodes 157 amino acids. Gene Ontology annotation, cellular component: endopeptidase Clp complex. The record is from RefSeq and is a predicted model, not a curated record. Gene Ontology annotation, biological process: protein quality control for misfolded or incompletely synthesized proteins.